This is a messenger RNA of Sodiomyces alkalinus F11, 1130 nucleotides long. RefSeq names its product peroxiredoxin type-2. The record is from RefSeq and is a predicted model, not a curated record. Gene Ontology annotation, molecular function: thioredoxin peroxidase activity. The transcript has 2 exons. Bases 304 to 807 code for a protein of 167 amino acids. Gene Ontology annotation, biological process: hydrogen peroxide catabolic process; cell redox homeostasis; cellular response to oxidative stress. NCBI's taxonomy places the organism in Eukaryota, Fungi, Ascomycota, Sordariomycetes, Glomerellales, Plectosphaerellaceae. Gene Ontology annotation, cellular component: cytoplasm; mitochondrion; peroxisome.
ACAGUAUAUAUAAUUGAAGACUAAGGUAACCUACCUUAGGUAAGGUAGCUAUCAGUUUCUCUACCUUAAGGUAACUUACUUUCUACUCCACUCGCCGUCGAAUCGGUUCGAAUUUGACUUGCUGAGACCUAUACGAGCUGGAUACUUUACUUAUUAAUUCUUGUGUCAUCCACUCUCCCGCAUCGUCUCAACCAUCUGCUCGUCUUUCACGUCCACCAUUAAUCCGGUUCAAUCAAAUCACCCAGACUUUCUCUAUUAGACGUGAAACUAUACCAUCGGCUUCUGAUCUACCUAUCUAUCAACAUGUCCGAACUCAAGGCCGGCGAUACUUUCCCUGAGGGGGUCACCUUCCAGUACAUCCCCUACCAGCCCGACAAUGCUGAGAUUACCGCCUGUGGUAUCCCUAUCAACUAUGAUGCCAGCAAGGAAUUCAAGAACAAGAAGGUCGUCGUCGUCUCCGUCCCAGGCGCCUUCACCCCGACGUGCCAAGUCUCGCAUCUGACCUCCUACGUGGGCCGCGCCGGCGAACUCAAGGCCAAGGACGUCGACCAGGUCGUCUUCAUCGCCUACAACGACGCCUUCGUCAUGAGCGCCUGGGGCAAGGCCAACGGUAUCAAGGGCGACUUCAUCAUCUUUGCCUCCGACGCCGGCGCCAAGUUCUCUUCCUCCAUCGGCUGGGUCAUGGGCGAGCGCACAGGUCGCUACGCCCUCGUUGUCGACCACGGCAAGGUCGUCUACGCCGCCCAGGAUACCCAGAAGGGAAGCAUUGAGUUUUCUGGCGCCGAUGCUGUCCUGGCGAAGCUCUGAGGUGGUGGGGACUUGACUUUGGUCUUUUCGGGUUUUCCCUGUGCUUAUUUCGUUGUCCUCGCAAAACUGAUGCAAGAGACUGGGCACUUAUGCCAACGUUAGAAAGGGGAUGAUCCUGGCUGGCGGUAGAUACAUAAAACUAGAUGCCUUGCCGUAUGUUCUUCCACCCUCGUGAAAAGGAGAAGCUGUCCCCGGGUGUCUGGCAUGUGGAUUGGAUUUACAAGUUCGAUCGCUUCCAACCCGGGGGAACACACAUAAAUUAUGGAUCGCAUUUCACAACGCUCGUCGCAAGUUCUUCACUGUCGAAACAAACGCCCCCCAUA